AUGGACACCUUCCAGCGAAAAGAGCUCGUCACACAGCGUUCGCUCAAGUACAGAUACUUCGUGUCACCUUCGGGUGAAUCUACCAAGCAGCAUCCCGCCUUGUUUUUUAUUCACGGCUUUCCCGAUUCGGCGCAUCUAUGGUCAAGUGUGAUCGCCUCACUUUGCGACCUACCAAACAAAAUAAUUAUUCCUGAUUGCUUGGGAUAUGCGGGUACCGACAAACCAGAAGACACAAAUCUGUAUGCGUACAAAGGUCAAGCCGACGACCUUGUAGAUAUCCUCAAUAACGAGGACGCUAAAUCCACAAUCAUCAUCGGACACGAUUGGGGUAGCGCACUCGCCCAGCGCACCUAUCUUCACCACCGAGAACUAUUCAGCGGCGUGGUCCUCCUCAAUACCGGGUACAUGGUGCCAUCAAAUCAACCAUUCGACCUGACCUCCAUAAAUGAGUUCACGGAAAAGGCCUUGGGCUAUCCACAGUUUUCGUAUUGGGAGUUCUUCACGGCACCCGAUGCUGCCAAGAUAGUAGACGAGAAUCUGGACAAAAUGUGGCAGGUGUUGCACGGCGAUAAAGAAGAUUGGAUGAAGAAGUUGUUCUGUGUUCCAAACGCUAUGCGCGAGUAUUUACUCGGCAGCAAGGAAGUGCCGUUGAAAUCAUACGCCCGCCAGCCAGAAUGGAAAGACAAGUUUAUGCAGCAAUUCAGCACAGAUGGUUUUGGCUCAACUUUGCAGAUGUACAAAGCUACUGCUUCCAACAUACAGACCAUAUCGGACUCGGCUAUUCCUAAGGAGAGCUUAGCGAUCGAGGUGCCAAUACUGUUUUUCAUUUGCACUAAAGAUGCCGUCUGUGUGCCAGAAAUGAUGAGUCCAGCGAAGGAUCAAGGUCUCGUGCCUAAUUUAAAGGAAGUUGUUCUUGAGUGUGCACAUUGGUCGCCGAUGGAGAAGCCGGAUGAAAUCGCAUCACACAUUAGAGACUUUGUGAUCAAGGCUUGUAUUUAA
Messenger RNA from Ilyonectria robusta, 999 nucleotides. Its product is annotated as epoxide hydrolase. Gene Ontology annotation, molecular function: catalytic activity. NCBI's taxonomy places the organism in Eukaryota, Fungi, Ascomycota, Sordariomycetes, Hypocreales, Nectriaceae. The record is from RefSeq and is a predicted model, not a curated record. The transcript has a single exon. Bases 1 to 999 code for a protein of 332 amino acids.